Molecule: messenger RNA, 5084 nt
Organism: Nothobranchius furzeri (turquoise killifish)
Lineage: Eukaryota; Metazoa; Chordata; Actinopteri; Cyprinodontiformes; Nothobranchiidae
Source: RefSeq, a predicted model, not a curated record
UCAGUUUCCGAGAAGAGACCCGGAGGCCGCGCUCCUCUGCUCCUCUCCGCGGAGGAAGGGGCGGUCUCUGCGCCACGCCACGACCAGAAUUAGCCCGCGCGUGCUCGCUCGGCUCGGUUCGGUUCCUCCUGCCGACACGGAAACGGGACGAGCGGCUGGAACCCGUUCGGAGGAGAAGGAGAGAGGAGUUCCAGGGUCAACGUUAGGAGGGAGGAUCAAAGCGGAGCCGACAAGAGGAGGAGAAGAUGCCUCUGGCUCAGCUGGCCGAUCCCUGGCGGAAGAUGCCGGUGGGGGGAGCGGCUGGAGAGGUGUCACAUCAUGAACUCGGGGACUCGGUGGGCGAGGACGACACCAUGUCUUCCUGCACCGACGACGUUCACUUCAGAGAGAUCAACAUCACCAACCAUGUGAAGGAGGGGUCGGAGAAGGGCGAUCCGGGGCAGUUCGAGCUCCGCAAAGUCCUGGGUCAGGGCUCCUUCGGGAAGGUGUUCCUGGUGAAGAAGAUCACAGGACCAGAUGCUGGUCAGCUCUAUGCCAUGAAGGUCCUGAAGAAAGCCACACUGAAAGUUCGGGACCGGGUCAGAACAAAGAUGGAGAGAGACAUCCUGGUGGAGGUCAACCAUCCCUUCAUUGUCAAGCUGCACUACGCCUUUCAGACGGAGGGGAAGGUCUACCUGAUCCUGGAUUUCCUCAGAGGAGGAGAUCUCUUCACUCGGCUCUCCAAGGAGGUGAUGUUCACAGAAGAAGAUGUGAAGUUCUACCUGGCCGAGCUCGCUCUGGCUCUGGACCACCUCCACAGCUUCGGCAUCAUUUACCGAGACCUGAAGCCCGAAAAGUACACACACACACACACACACACACACACACACACACACUCAUGGAUCUUCUGUUGUUGCAGCAUCCUGCUCGAUGAGACCGGACACAUCAAGCUGACCGACUUCGGCCUGAGUAAGGAGUCCGUCGACCACGAGAGCAAGGCCUACUCCUUCUGUGGGACGGUGGAGUACAUGGCUCCAGAGGUGGUGAACAGGCGGGGCCACACGCAGAGCGCCGACUGGUGGUCGUACGGCGUGCUCAUGUUUGAGAUGCUGACAGGAUCGCUCCCAUUUCAGGGCAAAGACCGGAAAGACACGAUGACAAUGAUCCUGAAAGCCAAGUUGGGAAUGCCACAGUUCCUCAGCUCGGAGGCUCAGUCUCUCAUCAGGAGCCUUUUCAAACGCAACCCAGCCAACCGACUCGGAGCCGGACCAGAUGGAGUUCAGGAGAUCAAAAGGCACUGUUUCUUCAGCACCAUCGACUGGAACAAACUUUUCCGCCGAGAGCUUCAUCCUCCUUUCCAGCCGGCUGCAGGACGACCUGACGACACCUUCUACUUUGAUCCAGAGUUCACAGCUAAAACCCCCCGAGACUCACCAGGAGUUCCUCCGAGUGCCAACGCCCACCAGCUGUUCAGAGGAUUCAGCUUUGUGGCCAUAACGGAGGAGGAGACACAACCUGUACCCAAUAGCAUCGUACAGCAGCUACACAGAAGCACGUCUCAGUUUUCAGACACCUAUGACCUCAAAGAGGACAUCGGCGUCGGGUCCUACUCCCUCUGCAAGCGCUGUGAGCACAGAGGGACGGGCAUGGAAUACGCCGUCAAGAUCAUCAACAAGACCAAGAGGGACCCGACGGAGGAGGUGGAGAUCCUGCUGAGAUACGGACAGCAUCCUAACAUCAUCACCCUGAAGGACGUGUACGACGACGGCCGCUCGGUGUUCCUGGUGACGGAGCUGAUGAAAGGAGGCGAGCUGCUGGAUAAGAUCCUCAGACAGAAGUUUUUCUCAGAGCGGGAGGCCAGCGCCGUGCUCUUCACCAUCACCAAGACUGUGGAGUAUCUGCACAAGAACGGGGUGGUGCAUCGUGACCUGAAGCCCAGUAACAUCCUGUAUGUAGACGAGAGUGGGAACGCUGAGUCCAUCCGGAUCUGUGACUUCGGCUUUGCCAAGCAGCUGAGAGCCGACAACGGCCUGCUGAUGACGCCGUGUUACACCGCCAACUUUGUGGCUCCAGAGGUUCUAAAGAAGCAGGGAUACGACACGGCGUGCGACAUCUGGAGUCUGGGAGUUCUGCUCUACACCAUGCUAACGGGUUUCACUCCGUUUGCCAACGGUCCCGAGGACACUCCGGAGGAGAUUCUGGCUCGGAUCGGCAGCGGGAAGUUCAGCCUGUCUGGUGGAUAUUGGACAUCUGUUUCUGCCGAAGCUAAGGAUCUGGUCUCCAAGAUGCUCCAUGUGGAUCCUCAUCAGAGGCUGACGGCUACUCAGGUCCUCAGACACCCCUGGGUCACCCGCCGGGACCAGCUGCCCAAGUUCACCCUGAACCGACAGGACGCCCCGCAGAAGGUCAAGGGGGCGAUGGCGGCCACCUACUCGGCCCUGAACAGGAACAUCUCCCCGGUUCUGGAGCCGGUCGGCCGAUCCACUCUGGCCCAGCGGAGGGGGGUGAAGAAGAUCACCUCCACCGCUCUGUGACCUCCUCCUCUUCCUCCUUCUUUUAACCUCAAUCUGACCCCCCCACCCUGCUUUGGUCUGGUCGGGUGGAACAGACUACUGAUGGAUCUGGGAGCUGCUAACGCCAAAUAGGAGCACCCCUGCCCUUCUGGCCCCGCCCUGCCCCUUAACGAGCUCUUCCGAUUGGACCUCUUGUGUCUUACUGUUGAUUCUCAGCUUUAGCGUCGCUGAUCGGCUGUUGGACCGCAACAAAACCUGUUGACUCAUUUCUGCUUUGGACAAUCAGCACUGCCUCGCCGACCUGGAGAGGGAACGCAUCGGGAAGAUUUAAGUAUUUAUGAACCUCAGACAGGAAGUCACAGGAACAAGGAGACCUGAGGGAUGAAUUUAAAGAGCCAGGAUCGUCGUUUUCACGGUUCUGCGUAGCUGAAAAUCUAAACCUCAAGUCGCCUGUGAGACGACAGCGUUGACCAGAAACACCUCAAGGCAGAAAUCCCAGAGGAGCGGCAUCGGCCUCCACGGGUUUGGUGUCCAGAGGGAAGGAAAGCCUCUCAGGAGUUUAGGCUUCGAGCCGUUGAAUGUUUUUAUCAGUCAGGAGCUACAGAACAAACGGUCUGUCGCCCAAGUAUUUACUUUCAAAUUCAUUUAGACAUAAAAUCUGAAAAUAUUAGUUCGGUCUUUAUUAUAGUGUAAUUGCUGCCCCCUAGUGACCACAGCAGUGAUCACAGCUAAAGCAGAAAAGUUUGGUUUUAAAAUGUUUCGUUUUAGGAGAAUUUAAACUUUACUUUUUAUAUUUUAAUUAUGAAUAAUUAACUUUUUAAUCUGAUAAGAAAAUCUAAAUCAGUGCUCAGCCUGUUCCUGGAAACCUUUACAACUAUUUUAUCUACAUAUUGUCUUCGCAGUGUGAAUUUAGUAGUUUUUGUCAUAAAUUAUCCUAAAAUUACUCACUUUUGAUGCUAAAAUUACCAAAAAUGUUAUUAUAACAAACUAAAAUCAGAAAACUUUUGUUUACUAAAAAAAAUUCCUUAUUUUGUGGAGAUGCAAAAAAAAAUCAGCUGUAGUUUGGAACAUGAUCGAUUCAGUCCGUGGUGGACUAAUCUGAAAUGAUGAAAAAAACCAUAAUUAUAUAUAAAACAUGAAUAAAUUGGUCGAUCAAAUCGGUUUAGGAAUCAGAAAUCGGUAUCGGCCCUCCAAACCAGCAUCGGUGCUGCUUUAGCUGAACAGGAAUCAGCCGGAGCAUCACUGAUUUAAAUGACCUUUAACCUUCUGAUGUUACUGUUAGUAACUGAGGAUCAGCUCCAGGAUGGACUUCCUAUUGGACGUUCUGAUGUUCUAAGUGCUCCAAGAGCUUCCUGCUUCCCCUGAACUCAGAUUUCAGCUCCUGGUGUUUCUGGACGAGCCGCCGAUCGCCUCCUAACUAACGUGCAGCAGAACUGAAACACGAACACGUUGGACAUCUCAGGUUUCUACCAAUCAGGACGAUGCAUUUUUCUACGUCAGGGAGGAGACAUGUGAAAACGGGACGUGACGAGGCGUUCAUCUGAGGACUUCCUUCCAAAACGCCCUGAGUCGUUUUUAUUUUCUUUGUUUAAAGUCUUAAAAACCUGUUUUUGUUUCCGCGAGGAUCCAUGUGCAGGCCUGACGCUAGCAAACCCUUUAAACGCCUCAGAAAAAACACAUAAAUCUCACUUCAGCUCCUGGAAAUCAUCCAGAAGCUCACGAAGGUCCAGGAGCUCCAGGAACUCCUGCAGAAGCACAACUGGAUUAAGAUUAGGGCGGAUUAUUAAUCAUCACGUAUACGAUAUUAAUGCAACAGCAGAGGAAAACAAACUUCAGCUUUAAAACAGAAGAUCUUUGUGUUCAGGAACCUUUUCUAGAUCCAGAAGUUCUUCAGCGUUUCUGGUUAAUCCUAAUCCAGCUGCAUCCCCUCUGACAUCUGCAUGUUUGAGCUUCUGCUGCAGACAAAGUUUAUUAUUAUUAUAAGUGAUGAAAGUCAUGAACUGUAAUAAUCAGAUCGGGCAUCAGAUUUUAGGUCUGAAGACAAAAGUCUCGUUUUUAAAUAGGAAACUUUUCAUUUUAUUCAGAUUUCUUAGAAUGUUUAAAAUUUCUGAAGUUAUGAAAAAAGUUUAAAGGAGAAAAAUGUAAAAGUUCAUCUUUAUUUUAAUAUUUUUAUAAUCCAACUUUUUUCUCAGUUUGACCCAUUUUCAGUUUUUUUAUAAAAUAAUUUCAGACAUUUUUCUUGUUUAAGAUCUUUGCUGUCGGUCAGAAGUUUGACAGAAAUGAGUCGUUAUCCUGGUGAAAGGCCUCAGAUGGUUUAUUUUUGUUGUUAAUCUAUAAAAUUCUUCCUCUUUCUGCUCGUCUGAAUGUCAAAAAGGGAAAAGACGGAUUGUCUUUAUGUUUUUUUAUCAUUCUGGAAUAUGUGUGGAUGUUUUCUGGGCUGCUGUCGGUGUACGGCUCUGGGACAAAGACUGCGAUGGUGAACACAUGACUAGUUCUUCCUGUCUGGUUGCAGCCUCGCUGCUGCACCGGCGCUUUGUUUCACACCUGCAGAGUUCCACUUUCUAUUCAAAACAAUAAAACACAACAAACAAA